AUGGUUAUCAACCAACCUUCAGGCCAGAUCAAGCUAACGAACGUUUCUUUGGUUAAAUUGAAAAAGGGUAAGAAGCGUUUCGAAGUUGCUUGUUACCAAAAUAAGGUCCAAGACUAUAGAAAAGGUGUCGAAACCGAUCUCGAUGAGGUGCUACAAAUUCAUCAGGUUUUUUUAAACGUCUCCAAAGGACAAGUCGCAUCGAAGGAUGAUCUGGUUAAAUGUUUUGGCAGUGCAGAUGUUGAUUUGAUAAUAAAAGAAAUUUUGAAUCGUGGUGAAAUACAGUUAUCUGAGAAAGAGCGCCAACUGAUGCUGAACAAGAUUAAUAAUGAAAUGCUAACGAUCGUAAGCGCCAAGUGCAUAAACCCCAAAUCAAAGAAGCGGUAUCCACCUACAAUGAUCCACAAAGCUCUAGCUGAACUCAAAUUCAGUGUCGUGGUGAAUAAACCCGCAAAACUACAAGCCUUAGAGGCGAUAAAACUUCUCGUUGCAAAGCAGAUCAUCCCGAUUGUGAGGGCUAAGAUGAGAAUUAAAGUUGACAUUCCACAAGCUGACAACAAAGUUAUCAUCGAAAAAGUAGCUCCUUUAAUCAGUUCCCCUGAUUUGGUUGCUACGGAAAGUAACUGGACGUGCACGGGGCUCAUAGACCCCAUAAGUUAUAGAGAUAUUGUCAAUUAUUGCACUAACAAAGGCACCAUACAGGUAUUAGAUAUGGCUGUAGUCGAUGCUUCAAAGUAA
Molecule: messenger RNA, 735 nt
Organism: Lachancea fermentati
Lineage: Eukaryota; Fungi; Ascomycota; Saccharomycetes; Saccharomycetales; Saccharomycetaceae
Source: the annotation of a GenBank genome assembly